Durusdinium trenchii is the source of this 2550-nucleotide messenger RNA. NCBI's taxonomy places the organism in Eukaryota, Dinophyceae, Suessiales, Symbiodiniaceae. The record is from the annotation of a GenBank genome assembly.
AUGUUGGUGGCAUUUCUAACCCCAGAUGACCUGGGGAAGGAGGGUUCGUUCGUGGUGAGACGACGUCCGGAUGGGGUUUGGAUCAAUCCAUACACCCAGCAGGUGUUCAGAGUGACCUGCCCGCAUGUGGAUUUGCUGGUAUCGCUGCACCUGUUUCGUGUUGUGAAAGUUUCCAAAGCUGGUGUCGUUUCGCUUUCAGAGACCCCCAAUUCAUGGAUGGUACCACAUCGAGAGUCUGGAACUGCUGCUCCUUUGCGCUUUCUGGAGAUCUUUUCGGGCCUUGGUGGCACUACUCUAGGCUUUGCUGCUGCAGGAUUUGAACCGCUUCUUGCACUGGAUCACAAGUCCAUUGCUAUCGAGAGCCUUGGCAGGAAUCGACAUGUUCAUCCGAUGCUUGGCGAUGUGGGGCCGCGGCAGGAUUGGCUGAGAAUCCACUUAGCCAUAGAAGGGAGCGUUGGUGGGCAAUUCUUGCUCCUGCUGAUCUUCCUCUACCUGAUCUUUGUGAUCUUGACGUUAGAGGAGUUGGACCUCAAGUUGAAGCCCAUGGAACGGCAGGUCUUUGCUGAUGAGACUUUCGGAGACACCAAUCGGCAUCUCAACAUGAAUGGCAUUUGUCCUACGCUGUUGCAUUCCAUGGGCCAUCAGGUCUUGGAUUGCAGCUGUGGAUGCCGUGGACCACUCUCUUAUGAGCUUCUUCAAUCUCAAGGCCUGCAUGGUGUUCUUAUGAGAUCGCAGUGGGAGAAUGUGGAAGAUCGGCGCCUUCACCCUUUGGAGGCUGCGCUACUUCUUGGUCUACCAGGUUCUUGGGAGUAUGCUCGUCCUACUCGCACGGACUUACCAUUGCUUGGGCAAAUUGCAUCGCCUAUUCAGGCUUUUUGGAUUGCACAGCAUCUCCUUCGGGCCUUUCAGAUGCUCUCUACAUCCAAAGACCAGGCUCCAAGAUCCUUCCUUGACCACAUCCUUUGUACGCAUCAUCAGCGAUGGCCUGAACGGGGCAUGUUUAGAACCCGUGAGAUCAGCAUUCUGUAUGAGGAUGAGCCUGAUGCUACCUUUGUCGCUCGCAGUCCUGUGCAGGUUCAAGAUCUUCUCCUUGCUGAAACGCGUUUCAUUGGGGUUUCCAGCUUCCAGCUCUUUGACGGGGACGUUUUGAUGCAUCCCCAGGAGCUGAUUCGUGGCACUCGUCUCCAUGCUCGAGUUGGUAAUGGUCCCGUUUUGGAGGCCGGUUGCUCUACUUUGUGGGUCAAUAAGGGCCUUGACGAUCCGACAAUGACCUCGCAAGGGCAGUCUAUCUUUGCUCGACAUGCAAGACCUGCGGAUGUCUUCUGGGGCCCUCGUCACGUGGGUUGCUUGCUUGACUCCUAUGUUGCAGGUGCACUAUGUGAGAUCCGGGCACGCUCGGCUGACCCUGCAGCCCAGCAUUAUGGCAUCUUGUGGACCAACUACCACUGGCAGCUCUUUUGCUUUCAUCGCUCUGGGGAUUGUCUUCAGGCCACUUGCUAUGAUGGAUGUGAUGAGCCCAACACGUUUGAUCUUGAGCUGCUUUGCAACCGUUUCAUGCUUUCCUGUGAUGAGGAGCGCUAUGUCACUUGGCAUCGUCUUUUGCUUCUACAUCAGAAUCGCUGUGGCAAUGGGCCGCCUGAUGCUGCUAUGAUCGAAUCCUUGAGCCAGAUCCUUGUGCAGAAAGGUGUGCCAGAACGACUUGUGCGGGAUCGGGCUAUGCUUGCUGUCAAGAAGCUUGGACAUACUGCCAUUCAGCAGGCACUUGGCACACCUGACCCUUGGCGUGCCAUGAAGCAGAUUCAACCAGCCAAUGGCCGCCCUUUCCAAUUUGUUCUCUACAAUGAGCUGCAAUCCCAAAUUGCUGAACGUGCUUCUAGCAAACAUGGCGCUGACUUUGGAAAGAAGGGUGGCAAGUCUGGCCGCAAAUCCUUGCCUGAGCUUCAUCUCUGUCCUGAGCAUCUUGAAUUGCUUCCUCAUCUAUUCGUUGACAAUGCGGGUGACCCGGUUGCCGUUAUUGGUGUCAAGGAGGUUGUGAGUGAUGCCCGGGGCAUUGCCAUCGUUUCUCCUGACAUGGCCAAGCAGCUUGAUGAGGAGUCGGCGAAUCUCUCCAUUGACGCUUUGGCUGUACUUACUGUGGGAGAUCAUUCCAAUGCUCUUGUCAAGCAUGAGAAAAAGGUGAUCCAGUAUCCGGUGAUCUAUCGGCCUACCAAAGAGCCGGCAUUGCUCACUGGCACUCUUCUUCAGCUUGGGGAUGUUGAUGUUCAGCUCAAGCCUACAUCUGGAGCUCCAGUGGUGCAGUCGCUUGACACUGCGGUUGUUCGGGUGCAAGUCUUUCGUGAUGCGUAUCCACUGGAAGACUGGUCGGCAUUUGUGGCUGGUCCUGUCAAGGCCUUGGUCAGUUCUGUUGAGUCACUGCAGUACUGCAAUGGCAAAGAUUGUGGCAAGCAGUGCGCCAAAUUCCACCCUUCAGUUGAGGAGGAGAUUCGUACUGCUCUUCUUGAUGUUUGGCAAUGGCAAUGGCUCCAAGCCCUGCAAGCAGGCACAGGCUGA